GACAUGCCCCGCGGCGGCCGACAACCGCCGGAUUUGAAUCGCGGCACCGCUCGGCAGCGGCGGGAUGAGUGCCCCGUCGUUGCCCCCGGCCUGGCAGCUCUACCUCAAGGACCACCGCAUCUCCACAUUUAAGAACUGGCCCUUCUUGGAGGGCUGCGCCUGCACCCCGGAGCGAAUGGCCGCGGCCGGCUUCAUCCACUGUCCCACUGAGAACGAGCCCGACUUGGCUCAGUGUUUCUUCUGCUUCAAGGAGUUGGAAGGCUGGGAGCCAGAUGACGACCCUAUAGAAGAACAUAAAAAGCAUUCAUCUGGUUGUGCUUUCCUUUCUGUCAAGAAGCAGUUUGAAGAAUUAACCCUCAGCGAAUUUUUAAAACUGGAUAAAGAAAGAGCCAAGAACAAAAUUGCAAAGGAAACCAACAAUAAGCAGAAAGAAUUCGAAGAAACUGCAAAGAAAGUCCGCUGUGCCAUUGAGCAGCUGGCUGCCUCGGAGUGACGCCACCCCCACCGUCACUGCCCCCCAGGGACACACACACAUCCUUUCCAAGGCACAGCCCUCAGCGUUACCAGCUUUCCUCUGGGGCCUCUUAACUGUGCCUUAGGAAAGGAGACCAUCAGCAUUUUGAAAUUAGAAUAUUUACCUGUAUUUUUGGGUUUUUUCUUGAAGGCGGUGCCAGGGGCUAUUGCUGUUGUACAGCUGGUGCUAAGUACAGUGACGGAUUCUCUCUUUUC
Balaenoptera acutorostrata (minke whale) is the source of this 729-nucleotide messenger RNA. It is a transcript of the gene BIRC5, whose product is annotated as baculoviral IAP repeat containing 5. The transcript has 4 exons. The coding region runs from base 65 to 493 and encodes 142 amino acids. The record is from RefSeq and is a predicted model, not a curated record. Lineage: Eukaryota; Metazoa; Chordata; Mammalia; Artiodactyla; Balaenopteridae.